CUUCAAAUCUGUUGGAGUAUUUACAGAAGAUUUGACCCUGUUUUAAGAAAAUUGCAUAACUAACCACCGAGGACUAGCAGACAAAUAUUUGGAUUUGUUCUGCAAACGUUGUCGAGAUGGUCCCAAUUCCAGUCCCCUGUCAGUAAGUGAUGUUUGUUGGAAGAGAGCGUAGAGUUGGAUCGUCUACUUUGAGUCAAUACAUUCUAUGUGUUAUCUGCUAAUUUUGUUCAUCUGGUAUCUAGUCCGAGUGAUUUUAUACACUUGAUUUACGGUAAUUUACUUUACGCUAUAGUAAACAGGAUUAUUGGAGCAGAAGUGAAAUAUGAAUCGUGAAUAUAGGAUUUUUUCGAAUCUUCUGUUUGUGUGAUAAUUUGUUAUGAUUGGUCUCAGGUGUUGACUAUUGAUGAGAAUUUGACAUAACCAGGAGCAGACGUCACGGAAAGUCAGCCAUUCAUUUCCAACAAAAUGGUUUCUAGAAAUUGCAUUUUUGCAAUAAUAUGGUUGUUUAUUAUAGGUAACUGUAAUGGUGAAAGUAGUGUUGCUACAGACAGUUCUAUAUCCCCUAACAAUGUUGAACGACAGCCUCUGUUCUUCAGUAGUGCUCAGCUUAACACACCGGAGCAAAGAAGCAGUCCUAAUCCUACAUUAGUUCAUAGAUUAGCUUCCUCCUUGACAACCACUUCAUACAAUUUCAUGGCCGGAAGACAGAGCUCCAUGGAUUAUCUCCCUUUGGUGAUGCCAACAAUGUCGUCUGCUUACAAAGAGAUAACUGAGGACAAAAAGUCAGCUGAAAGCUUUAUCAGAAGUGAUGGGUAUCCGCAGUCAACAGUCAGUGCAAAUCAUUUGUAUAAACAGUCGAAGAAUAGUGCAACACUCGAAACACGUAGCGGAAUUUUAGAAAACCCGCGAACGGAUUAUAGUCACUCUCGGUACGAAACAAUACAAGAUUAUAUGUUGCAGUCUAGUUUAACAAUUGAUCAAUUUAAGCCUUCAAAAUCAGCAGACGAUCGGUCUGUGUUGAUCGAAGAUGCGAGUACAGGGUAUAGUGAUACAAUGAGAAUAAAUGCUACACCAAAAGUAAAUAGUAUUUUAUCAUCUAGCGACGUUCAACAUAUUUUAACACGUACAACACAAUCUAGCAGGGAUUAUGUCUUGGAUAAUUCUCAUGUUUUUACACACACUGAUGUCAAACCGACAUUUUCACAUGUAAGUAAUUCAUUUAGUUCAGUUGACAUAGAACCGAGUGAAUGGCACGAGGAUUUAUAUCCGACUGUAGCCUACACUCAGCCAAUGUUUUCCGAAUUCUCUAAUAGUUUUGAAAUAUUUUAUGAUGUGGAUAGCGCUGACACUUUUCGUGGAAUAUCAUCCAAUAGACACCCUGUAUCGCCAAUGUCUUCCAGAUACGAAACUAAAUUCAUAUAUUCUUCACUACAUUCCUCUCCAACGAUAACUCCAUUAUCAAAUUAUUACAAAAGUUCACCCACAGUUGCGACUAUUGACUCUACGUCUUCUUUAUAUUAUCCAAAUCCUUCAGACGCAACCUCAACAAUAAUGUGGCAUACUCCUGUUUUACCAAGUGUUUAUGCCAAACGACAAUCAACAGUUAGCUCACAAUUAACAACCAAAAUGCCAACAACUACUCAGGAAUUAAUUAGUAGUAGUAGUAGUUCGCAGCUUCCAGAAACAUCAACUGUGAAAAUCUUGCCUUCUAAAGCUUAUCUUAGUCAGUCUUCCAUUGAAGUCAGUUCCCUUCAAAGCACAUCAAGGGGGAUAACUCUGAAUUUGAGCUCAUCAUUUUCUCGAAUUGUUCAGCCCACUACAAGAGAAGAACACACUACAAUAGACCACCACCACUCUACAGAAUCUUUCAACUUCAUAUCUUCAACACAGAUGCAAUCUACCAUCUCCAGUGAAAUUAUAACACCGGUGAUGACAAAAACAACAGAAGCAGACAUGAAAAAUGUUUUCAAAGAUUGUCGAUUCUUGUUCACAUUUGCUGGAGAUUGUCAGCUUGUAACUAAUAACACUUUGUAUUUAGCUGAAUUUAUUGAAGGAUUAAGAGAAACACUGGUUGAAAAACUGGACAUAUCAAAUGAUCGAAUCAAACCUCACGAUAUAUCAUGUGGAUCUAUUAAAAUCUAUGUAACUUUCAAAAAUGUUUCGUGUCCAGAAAUGGACCGUUCUCUCAAGACAGUCGUGGCAAGCGAAAAUCUUGUUGUCCCUACAUUUAUAGAAAAUAAAGUUGUUACAUUUACAGCUCAGUCAGUGUUGGAAGUGGCAUUACAAGAUUCGGACAUAAAUAGUCUAGAUUUACCAGGACAUGGUAUUGAUAAAAUUGAUAUUAUCGUUAUUAUUGUCGCAUGCUGUAUUUGUGGAGUAUUACUUGUGAUCGGAAUAACUGUCUGCAUAAAAGAAUGUUAUCGGAGAAAAUAUGCACAGUCGUUUGAUUUGCUAGAUAUGCCACAUGUCAAUUUAAAACUGGAAGACUUUACUCUGACUAGAAUACCCAGACCUAAAACGACAUACACUAAUGAAAACACCACCAAUACACAUUCAUAUCCAGAAAGAUAUAGUCAACCAGUGAAUAAAGAAAAUGGACACCAAGUAAACAAUGGCAACCAUAUAAAUUUGAAUGAUGUUCAUGUCAGAAUGCAGCCUUUAAGCGAUGGCAUUGUUGUUGGGGUGACAGGUUACGUCACUCCAAAUGGUACAUCAAAGAAGAAAAAGCAUGCUCCGUCUGCCUCUUCCAAUUUCUCGCAAUCAGAUACACUUGGAGAUCCAUCAACAGAAAAUUUAGUACCAGACGGCCAUUUUACAAGUAUAGGGGCUCUAAAUCCUAUUUUUGUUGAUGAUGAUGAUCAAGGGUCAACUUCUACACUGGAUAUUUCACAAGCUCAAACAGGUUUAAGUGAUAAUUAAACAUUAAAGUUUCAUAUACUGUAUUCACGACAAUUAUGUCAUAGAAUAUUCCAGCAGAUUGUGUCUGCUGCAUUCUACAAAAAACAUUUUUCUCUGCAUAGUGUUUUUUUUAUUCUUCAGUAGUUUUAUGAAGCGUCUGAAUAAUGGUCAUUCUCUGACCGUUAGUUUGGGUGAUAUAUGAAGGAAUGGCAAUGAAACUUUUCCCCACAAAACAAGAAUAUGUACUAAACUGAUUGUGUCUGUUGAGGAUAAUUCAUUAUUAACCCGGUCACAUUUGGUAUAUGAACCCAAGUUCUUUGAAGAAAAGUAAACAAAAGUGAUAUAUUAAUACCAGGACACAAUCCAAAACUGUUGUUCCUUAGACCCCUCAAACCACCGAGAUGUGUGAACAGCGUUCCAUAUUAUAGAACCAUUUGCUAGUUCUUGGGCACCACAGCUGUUCAUGUGACGGGCGGGCCUAAAGAGCCCCAGUUAGGGUGGUUUGAGGCGCUUUAAGUGCUAAUGGGUGAAAAUGAAGGCAAUAUUAAUACAAUAAAUUAUGGUGUGGUUUUGUUUGUUUAUUGGCUGUUUUGCAAUUGACCUCAUAAAAAAAAAGAGAAAAAAAGAAGUGACAUAGAACGAGUGUCUUGACAUAAACUACAUGUAUGUAUCAUGCUUAGUGAUAUAGAAUGUGCCUAUUGCUUGUAUGUUUUAUGACAAUGAAUGGAACUGUGCCUAUUGCUUGUAUGUUUUAUGGCAAUGAAUGGACUGUUUAUGCCUAAUUGAUAGUCAGUGACAGUUGAAAUGAGGUUUUUAUAAGGUGAUCUACAGUUUAUCAUUUAUUAAAAAAAGAAAAUUAUGUAUAUAUUAAAUAGUUAAAAUCAAUGUACCUUGGACACUUUGGUGUUGUUAUUGUGAUUAUCAUGUAAUUCUACCCAAAUCCAUCUUAGCUUCUAAUUAGGCUUAUUAUUGAUACCAAUAUGUAUACCUCAAUAAAUUCUGCUCAUUUCCGGCAUAUUCUGAAUUUUUCCUUGGACAUCAUGUUAGUAGAGGGUUAACCCAGACAGUAGGAAAGGUUAUUUCCCCAUUCUAGGACUGGAUAAUCAUCUGGUGUUGUGGUCUACUUGCAUGCUAAUCACUAAAUAAUCUACAAGGGUAAAAUAUAUCUAGGAAAGUUAAAAUAAGUUAGAUAUUUUCUAUAAGAAAAGAAGGCUAUGUGACUUUAAUAGACAUACAUGUAGCUUUAUUAGGUUGGGAAUUGUAUAGAGGUAGUGUUUUGGGACAUUUAUUUUUUUUUCGGUCCCAAAACUCAGGAAUCAGGAAUAGUUAAAUAAAAACAUUUGUUGAGAAUUCAUUUAGAUCAGUAGUGAUAGCUAUGGUGGAUUUGGGUAAAACAUGCUACUCAGUGUUUUGUAUAAUGUUAUUUAAAGAUAUUUUAAUACUCAUAUCAUCUUAUACUCCAACUUUAUAUACAUAUUAUAUAUAUAUAUAUACCUUAUCUUGCCAAAUGAAUUAUCUACACUUGUACAUACAUUUACAUUAGAAAUCCAAAGAUUAUGGAAUAAAAGCUUCCUGUGGGAAUUAUAAUUGUGGACCUUAGACAUUCACCAAAGAUUAGAGUAAAAUUAUAUUUUAUGCUUUGUGAUAGACUACUAUCACUAUUAUCAAAUACACCACAUAAUGGCAAACAUUUGAAAAUAACAGACUAAUAAUAAAGUAUGUGUGUGUAUAAUUUGACUUAUUUCACAUGGAUUAUGAUUAACGAUAUCCUCUUUUGGCAAAGUUUCACUCUUUUCCCCCUAAGUAUACAAAGUACCAUUUUUGGUGAUUAUAUAAAAAACAACAUUUUGAUGGCAGUAGAGGAGAUUAAUAGAAAUGUUCAAAAGAAGGAAAUUUGUAAGGACUAUGUAAUGUGGUCCUCAAUGUAUGAUCAAUGGUAGCCUGAUCUAAUCCCAAGAAAGUUAAUCAUUAUUUAUGUGAAGUCACAUUUUAUUUUCAGAAUUUAUAUGUAUAUAAGAUAAGUUCUUUCAAUUUGUAUAAUAAAAUGGUUGUUUAUUUGUUG
Patella vulgata (common limpet) is the source of this 4960-nucleotide messenger RNA. RefSeq lists its product as uncharacterized. Bases 466 to 2919 code for a protein of 817 amino acids. The transcript is spliced from 3 exons. The record is from RefSeq and is a predicted model, not a curated record. NCBI's taxonomy places the organism in Eukaryota, Metazoa, Mollusca, Gastropoda, Patellidae.